Misgurnus anguillicaudatus (oriental weatherfish) is the source of this 2164-nucleotide messenger RNA. The record is from RefSeq and is a predicted model, not a curated record. NCBI's taxonomy places the organism in Eukaryota, Metazoa, Chordata, Actinopteri, Cypriniformes, Cobitidae.
UAGUACACAGCAAAAUCAUGAGAGUUGAUUUUUUGGAGUUACUUUUGAGUGUUGAAAAUCAGAGUUGUUCUAACACUCUCCAUGUAAGACCUAACACUGUAGGAGUUAACAUAAUAAAAGUGUUGGUGUUGUUUUUGGUAGUUAGUGUUGUUUAUUUUAAAUCAACACUGACACUGUCUGUGCCCAACCUUUUAACCACGCCCAUUUUACAAUCAGUUCUUCGGCCGCGCAGCCGCCAUUUUGUCCACCGUUCAGAGCAGCACGGUAAGAUGACUUUGUGAUAUUAAUAAAAUAUAACUCAUUCUCAAUUUGAAAUAUAUUCGCAUGUUUGAAGAAUAUGUGUAACUUACAUGUGUAAUGAUUUUUAUUCACAUGCGACUGUGGUAGUUUCACACGUGGAAAAUGCUAAGACACGAAAAAUAUUUGAAGAUUUGAAGAGAAGCCAAUUUGCUGAGUAAUAAGCAUGUUAGUGACGGUGGCAUGCAGAGGAUCUAAGAAGUAUGUGACAGUGACAGAGACUGAUGGAGAAUAUAACUAUCAUCAGUUUCACAAGGAAGUGAUUAAAAGAUUCGGCCUGCCAAUUGAUGUAGACGUGAAGUACAAGGAUUCAACGGGGACUGAGGUUGAUGCAGACAUAUUCAAUGAACUCCUACAGCAAGGCAGUGUUACUCUUACAGCCUGCUUGGAUGACGAUAUGUCGGAUGUUUCAAUGUCUUCUGAUACAUCGUUUUCUUCUAAUACAUCCAGCUUGAUUAUUGAUGAUCCCCCAACAAAGAAAGCAAGACUGACGAAUGACUGUACAGAUAAACAAGCAGCAAAAAAUAUGGUGAAUAUGGUUCUGAAGUCAAAACCUGGUGGAGACAAAAUUAUGUAUGAAUACGAUAAAACCAAAACCUUGUCAGACAGCACCCGCAGACAGUUAGUGAACAUGCUUGUUGCUGAUAUGGUUGAAGUACAUGGAAGGACACCUCCACAGACUGUGCGAACCAAGUAUGCUCUUGAUUGAACAGGAUUUCUCAUUGCUGUUUGGAGAAGAGAUCUCUGGAAAGUUUCUGGCAAAAUGGUCAACCUUCUUCCAACCCAAAGUAAUCAGUGAAUCCAAAGGAUUGGCCCCUAACCACCACAUUGAAGAACUUGUUAAACAUACUCAGCCUGAACUUGGUGACGACUCGACUGGUUGGGACAGCGACAUCUCGGCCUUACUGUUACUUCUCUAUCUCCUACCCCCAACGCCAAAAGGCCACAAAAAGGCAGCAAAAAUUAGCCCCCUUCAAGGAGGUGACCAUCUAGUGAGAUUUCUUAAGAUGGGAACCAGCAUUCCAGCUUUUCUGGAGAAGUUUGGAUCCGCACAACCUUUCCUGUUAUGCAUAGGAGAAAAUAAGAAGAGCAUUCAGAGGUUCUUCCUUGUCGUGGACAUGAAAGCAAUUCCGUGCAAGGCUCAGACAUCGGUGGGGGCUUUUGAUGAACUUUUUAAAGCACACUUUGUGUUUAGCACAUCAUACAGUGAAAGUCUGUCAAGCUUCUACAUUUUCAUCCAAACUGCCAUUUACAACAUUGAUGCUGGAAGUUCCAAAGAAAGACCAAGAGUCAGAGAGUUGCGGGCAAGGUUUCUAAGUGAAAAUAAUUGAUUUUCCUGUGAAGGUAUGGUCAAAGCAUGUUUGCCUGUUUUAUCUGUAAAACGCAUCAUCAGAGUUCUUCUCUUCUUUGUCGUCAUCUAAAGUUUCUACAUGGACUUAACCCUGGAAAGCGUUUGCGGUUAUGAUGUGCAGAAUUUGAAUGUUCUUCUGUGUUUGGCACAUAUUCAGGUUUUAAGAAAGAUGAUUUGUAGUACGGGUAACAGGGGACAACUUGGCAAUGACAUACUAACAUUUGAUUUUUUAUUACCACACUUUAUUUAAAUCUCUGUUCCCUGAUAAGAGUCUGUUACCUAAACAGCAUUUUAUGAUGCACUACCCCAGGUGUAUUUGUAAAAUUGAUCCUCUUUUACAUUUGAUUUGAGGCAAAACACAAUUUUUUUUAAACGGUCAGUAAAAAGUUUUUAAAAUCUCACUAAAACUUUGGUAAAAAUAUUGUGCCAACCUGUCACUUAUUUUAAAACUGCACUUAUUGUUGCAUGUGUUACUGUAUUAUGUGUGUCAAUGAAUGUUAAUAAAUGUCUGUGUUU